UUCACAGUUGCGCUCUCUUUUAAGCGCAGGCUCUGAGGAAAAACAUCGCGAGCCUCGAGCCUUAAAUUAAAACGCCACAAUAUCAUAAACAAACGAUUAACGGCGGAUUACGUAACAUCUGACAGCUUUGUGAAUACUUCAACACAUCAAAUUUCAUAAUGCCGCAGAACGAACACAUCGAGUUACACCGUAAGCGUCAUGGAUACCGGCUGGACCAUCACGAGAGGAAGCGAAAGAAGGAAAGUCGUGAGGCACACGAGCGAUCACACAAAGCCAGAAAGAUGAUCGGACUCAAAGCCAAACUCUACCACAAACAGAGACAUGCCGAGAAGAUCCAGAUGAAGAAGACCAUUAAGAUGCAUGAACAGAGGAAAAGCAAACAGAAAGAUGAUGACAAAACACCAGAGGGGGCGGUGCCAGCUUAUCUGCUGGACAGAGAGGGCCAAUCACGUGCCAAAGUUCUCUCUAACAUGAUUAAACAGAAGAGGAAAGAGAAGGCUGGAAAGUGGGAGGUUCCUCUACCGAAGGUCCGAGCUCAGGGUGAGACGGAGGUUCUGAAAGUCAUCCGUACAGGAAAGAGACAGAAAAAGGCCUGGAAGAGAAUGGUGACCAAAGUCUGUUUCGUGGGAGACGGCUUCACACGCAAACCACCCAAAUAUGAACGUUUCAUCAGACCGAUGGGUCUGAGGUUUAAGAAAGCACAUGUCACUCAUCCUGAGCUAAAGGCGACGUUCUGUUUGCCCAUUUUGGGCGUGAAGAAGAACCCCUCGUCCACACUCUACACCACGCUGGGAGUCAUCACCAAAGGAACAGUCAUCGAGGUCAACGUCAGCGAGCUUGGAUUGGUCACACAGGGCGGGAAGGUUAUUUGGGGUAAAUAUGCCCAGGUGACGAACAACCCAGAAAAUGAUGGUUGUAUUAAUGCUGUCUUGUUGGUUUAAGUGAAACCUGAAGCAUUUAAAACCGAACUGUGCCUCCGAGUACACCUCUUCUGUCCUAUACUGUUGUCAUCAUCUUGGAAGCCAUCAAGUCUCAUAACGUGGCAUAAUUUGGAUAGAUGACGGGUUGUCCUGUCAUGAAGUUUCUUUGCAUCCGGACCCAAAAUUUGAAGAACAUGUGGAUCAAAAAUAAAGUGCUAGAAAUAAAAUGUU
Molecule: messenger RNA, 1151 nt
Organism: Misgurnus anguillicaudatus (oriental weatherfish)
Lineage: Eukaryota; Metazoa; Chordata; Actinopteri; Cypriniformes; Cobitidae
Source: RefSeq, a predicted model, not a curated record